This is a messenger RNA of Bicyclus anynana (squinting bush brown), 1204 nucleotides long. Its product is annotated as protein-lysine N-methyltransferase EEF2KMT. The transcript has 6 exons. The coding region runs from base 208 to 1203 and encodes 331 amino acids. The record is from RefSeq and is a predicted model, not a curated record. Lineage: Eukaryota; Metazoa; Arthropoda; Insecta; Lepidoptera; Nymphalidae.
AUAAAUAUGUAUAGCAACAUUUUGUUAUGUAAUUUAUGAAUGCAAGUGUAGUGUACAUAAUAAUAUAAUACACACGCACACUUAUAACCUUACAUAAGGCUGUCUCACGGGCGGCCACGCUAUGGCUACGUCUAGUUGUUCUAAGUCUAUGCUGGUGACUGUGGUGGUGUGUUUGGUGAACUACUUAGGUCUGCAAAUUUCAAAAAUAUGUUGACUAACAACAAUGUUGAUAAUACAACAAUAGUUGAGACGCUAGCAAAAUCAUUUUUUAAAAGGUCAUUGUCUGAUCUUAAUAGUGGAUAUAUUAAUAAUAUGACUUGGGAAAUGCAGGAUAAGUUUUUGUACAAGACUAUAUAUAGCCCUCUUUUUAAAAAAUAUCCUGGCUCUCCAACCUUUAGUAGGCAAUUUUUUAAAAAGCUGAUAGAACUUUUAGAGCCAGAACAUGAAGUUCAUGAUGAUAUAUAUGGAUAUUUAUGCUCUGUUAUGGACAGUGAGGCAGAUCAAUUUAACUAUUGCCACUACUUGAUAGACAAUAGUUUGGAUAAUAUAGUGACAAUUAAAGAAACAAAAAACAUGGUUCUAAAUGGUACUACUGGUUUACGUACAUGGGAGGCAGCUUUUAUGUUGUCAGAUUGGGCUCUAUGUAAUCAAGAUAUAUUUACAAAUAAAUCAAUACUCGAACUAGGAUCUGGUGUAGGUUUCACUGGCAUUACCAUUGUAAAACACUGUAAUGUCAAAUCGUUAGUAAUGACAGAUUUCCAUGACGAAGUAUUGGAAACAAUUCAUAAAAACAUUCACAUGAAUUUUUCUGUUUCACAAGACCAGCAGAAUAAUGAUUUAGUUGUUUCCAAAAACAGAAAAAAAGAUAUAGGUGUAAUGAAACUAGAUUGGAAUGAUACUGAAAAUCUGCGACAUAAUUUGAUACCAGAUGUUAUCAUAGGAGCUGACAUUGUCUAUGAUCCAUCAAUAUUCCAACCACUGAUAAAUAUUUUUGAAGUUUUCCAUAAAAGGAAUAACAAUGUAGAAAUAUACAUUGCUUGUGUGAUACGAAAUAGUGAUACUUUCAAUGGAUUUCUCAAGACUUUAGAUAUUUCAAACUUCAAGCAUAAAGAGCUAUCAGUACAAAGAAAUGUACAUAUAAGAUGGGAUGAGAAUUUACCAAGCUGGAGUUUGUUAAGGAUUAAUAAAGAAACUUUUAAUUAGU